Lagopus leucura (white-tailed ptarmigan) is the source of this 970-nucleotide messenger RNA. RefSeq names its product myotubularin-related protein 5-like. Lineage: Eukaryota; Metazoa; Chordata; Aves; Galliformes; Phasianidae. The record is from RefSeq and is a predicted model, not a curated record. The annotation marks the transcript as partial. The transcript is spliced from 7 exons.
UUACCCCGGGCUGCUCAUCGUGCCGCAGAGCAUCCAGGACAACACCAUCCAGCGCAUCUCCCGCUGUUACCGCCAGAACCGCUUCCCUGUGGUGUGCUGGCGCAACUCCCGCACCAAAGCCGUGCUGCUGCGUUCGGGGGGGCUGCAUGGGAAAGGUGUCGUGGGCCUCUUCAAGUCACAGAACGCUCCCACUGCAGGCCCCUCGCAGACGGACUCCACCAGUUUGGAGCAGGAGAAAUACCUGCAGGCUGUCAUCAAUUCCAUGCCCCACUAUGCCGACGCCGGCGGGCGUAACACGCUCAGUGGCUUCACCUCUGCUCACAUGAGCAGUGCAGAUUUCUCCGACAAGAGGCAGCCUAAGCUGGGAUCGCUCAUGAAGCAGGUGAUGGGAGGGAAGGACGAAGGGCCCGGUACUAUUAGCCGUGGAGGGCUGGGUCACAGAGCCAGGGUCAUCACCCUGUCCACCCCCAAGUGCGUGUCGCCGAAGGGCCGCGAGUCGCCCCGAGGCAAAUGGGGCAGCAUCCGGGCCAGUGGGCGUAUGAGCAGCUAUGCCCUGAACGUGGAGAUCGGCUCACGGCUGGCUGGGAAGGACCUGCUGGGUGCCCAGCACAAUGGCGCGCCCGCCGAGGCCAGCUUCCUGCGUCAGCACCGCGCCUCGCUCUACAUCAUCGGGGACAAGUCGCAGCUGAAGGGGGUGAAGCCAGACCCGCUGCAGCACUGGGAGGUGGUGCCCAUCGAGGUGUUUGACGUGCGGCAGGUGAAGGCCAGCUUCAAGAAGCUGAUGAAGGCCUGUGUGCCUGGCUGCCCCUCCACAGACCCCAACGUCGCCUACCUGCGCUCCCUGGAGGAGUCUGAGUGGCUCUCACAGAUCCAUAAGAUCCUGCAGAUUUCAGUGCUGGUGGUGGAGCUCCUGGACACGGGUUCCUCUGUGCUUGUCAGCCUGGAGGACGGCUGGGACAUCACCACACAG